UUUCGGUUGUAUGAACUAAACAAGGAUUCAGAGCUUCUGAUUCAUGUAUUUCCUUGUGUACCAGAACGGCCUGGCAUGCCUUGUCCAGGAGAAGAUAAGAGCUCAUUGUGCCAUCUGCACCGACCGAAUAUGGGGCCUGGGUCGCCAAGGGUAUAAAUGUAUCAAUUGCAAACUCCUUGUUCACAAGAAGUGUCACAAACUUGUCAAUGUUGAAUGUGGCCGUCAUACACUACAACCAGAACCAAUAAUGCCUAUGGAUUCAUCAUCAGUGCAUCCAGAUAAUGUAGAAUCGGUGAUUCCGUACAAUCCCUCAAGUCAUGAGAGCUUGGACCACGUUGGUGAAGAAAAAGAGGCAAUGAGCAUUAGAGAAAGUGGCAAAGCUUCCUCCAGUCUGGGUCUUCAGGAUUUUGAUUUGCUCCGAGUUAUAGGAAGAGGCAGUUAUGCUAAAGUACUGCUUGUUCGAUUGAAGAAAACUGAACGUAUUUAUGCGAUGAAAGUGGUGAAGAAAGAGCUCGUCAAUGAUGAUGAGGAUAUUGAUUGGGUUCAGACAGAGAAACACGUCUUUGAACAGGCUUCAAAUCAUCCCUUUCUUGUUGGACUACACUCUUGCUUCCAGACAGAAAGCAGGUUAUUCUUUGUUAUAGAGUACGUAAACGGAGGAGAUCUAAUGUUUCAUAUGCAGAGACAGAGAAAGCUGCCAGAGGAGCAUGCCAGGUUUUAUUCUGCUGAAAUUAGUCUAGCAUUGAACUAUUUACAUGAACGAGGGAUAAUCUACAGAGAUUUAAAACUGGAUAAUGUGCUACUAGAUUCUGAAGGGCAUAUUAAACUCACAGAUUACGGCAUGUGCAAGGAGGGUCUGAGGCCUGGUGACACAACCAGCACAUUCUGUGGGACUCCAAACUAUAUUGCACCUGAAAUUCUCCGGGGAGAGGAUUAUGGCUUCAGUGUAGACUGGUGGGCACUUGGUGUGCUGAUGUUUGAAAUGAUGGCGGGCCGGUCACCAUUUGAUAUUGUCGGGAGUUCUGACAAUCCUGAUCAGAACACAGAAGAUUAUCUUUUCCAAGUAAUUUUGGAAAAACAGAUCCGAAUUCCUCGAUCGCUUUCUGUUAAAGCAGCGGGUGUUCUAAAGAGUUUCCUUAAUAAGGAUCCAAAGGAACGUUUAGGCUGCCAUCCUCAAACGGGAUUUGCAGAUAUCCAGGGACAUCCAUUCUUUCGCAACGUUGAUUGGGAUCUGAUGGAGCAAAAGCAAGUGGUGCCGCCGUUUAAACCAAAUAUAUCUGGAGAAUUCGGUCUGGAUAACUUUGAUUCCCAGUUCACCAACGAACCUGUGCAGCUCACUCCAGAUGAUGAUGAUAUUGUGAAGAAGAUUGACCAGUCUGAAUUCGAAGGCUUUGAAUAUAUAAAUCCUCUUUUGAUGUCAGCUGAGGAAUGUGUCUGAAUUCUCCGUUUGUGGGCUGUGCCAAUUGUUACUCUGUUUGCUUCUGCAUGGAUAAACAUCUCUUCAUUUGGAUGCACUUGCAUAAAAUGAGUAACUGAACAUCUUACCCUUGCCACCGAGCGUGAAUUACUCACUAAUUUUCUUUUUGUA
This is a messenger RNA of Nipponia nippon (crested ibis), 1588 nucleotides long. The record is from RefSeq and is a predicted model, not a curated record. Lineage: Eukaryota; Metazoa; Chordata; Aves; Pelecaniformes; Threskiornithidae.